Wyeomyia smithii (pitcher-plant mosquito) is the source of this 1143-nucleotide messenger RNA. RefSeq names its product peroxiredoxin 1. The record is from RefSeq and is a predicted model, not a curated record. The transcript is spliced from 2 exons. Gene Ontology annotation, cellular component: cytosol. Bases 237 to 827 code for a protein of 196 amino acids. Gene Ontology annotation, molecular function: thioredoxin peroxidase activity. Gene Ontology annotation, biological process: response to oxidative stress; cell redox homeostasis; removal of superoxide radicals. NCBI's taxonomy places the organism in Eukaryota, Metazoa, Arthropoda, Insecta, Diptera, Culicidae.
GGAAUCGAGAUUCUUCGGUCGAGGCGGAUUCACAUUUGACCGUCCACUGUACAGUGUGUGUUGUUCAGUUUCAGUACUUCUCGUCAUCUGCUAGCGUUUGCAAGUGUUCCCUUUCCGUUGUUUGUUGUCUGCCUGUAUUGCAAAAAAGUGCUGAGCAGGAAGCCGGUAUUUCUAUCGAAUUACCUAACGAGGCUUAUUAGUUCCUUUGUGUUAAACAGCUCAAUCCAAAUAUCACCAUGCCAGUACCAGAGCUACAGAAGCCAGCGCCAAAGUUCGCAGGCACGGCCGUCGUUAACGGUGCCUUCAAGGAGAUCAAACUGGAGGACUUCGCCGGCAAGUAUCUGGUGAUUUUCUUCUACCCGCUGGACUUCACCUUCGUCUGCCCGACCGAAAUCAUCGCCUUCUCGGACCGUGUGGCCGAGUUCCGCAAACUGAACUGCGAGGUGAUCGGUGUGUCCACUGAUAGCCACUUCACCCAUUUGGCCUGGAUCAACACACCACGCAAGCAGGGCGGUCUGGGUGAGCUGCAAAUUCCGCUGCUGGCGGACAAGUCAAUGAAAAUCUCGCGCGAUUACGGCGUACUGCAGGAGGAGAGCGGCAUUCCAUUCCGUGGUCUGUUCAUCAUCGACGGCAAACAGAAUCUCCGCCAGGUGACGGUCAACGAUCUGCCGGUAGGUCGCAGCGUCGACGAAACGAUUCGCCUGGUGCAGGCCUUCCAGUAUACCGAUGAACAUGGCGAGGUCUGCCCGGCAAACUGGAAGCCCGGUUCCAAAACCAUGAUCGCCGAUCCGAACAAAUCCAAGGAGUACUUCAACGCAGCGAACUAAGUGCACACCCCAUCAUCGCUUUUAUCGUCAUAUCGUUCUAAAAACUAUGGCUUUCUGAUAAAUAAGAUACAUACGCUGACACUAAUAACUUUGCAAUUAGGUUUGAAUUAGCAUAUUAUUUAAAAACAACAGUAGCACCGUUAGAAACAGUAACAGAAGGCUCUCUACAAGAGGCAACCCAUAUAGCCAGGAGCUAGCAUUAUCGUCUUACUUGCAUCUCAUUGACGUUUCACUCCACCCGUGUCACUGUUCCUUUCGCUAUUAAAACUCUGGAGAGAAAACCAUGAGCAAUAAUAAAAAAGUAUUGUUACCCAAA